AUGGCGAUUUCUCUCCCAACCACCACCUAUGCCUCUCUACAUUUCUCCCCGGAAUCGUCUAAUUCCGUUUCGUCCUCGUCGAUGCUAUCUUCUCUUUCAUCCUUUCGCUUACCGUCUCAGAUUCGCCGCUUCGGAAUCCGCCACGAGAGGCUUAACUCGCCGUCGUCGCCUCGCUUCGCCCCACUCACUGUCAGAGCAAAGAAGCAAACUUUCAACUCUUUUGAUGAUUUGUUGCAGAAUUCUGACAAACCUUUACUAGUAGACUUCUACGCGACAUGGUGUGGUCCAUGUCAGCUUAUGGUACCUAUACUCAAUGAAGUGAGUGAAACUCUGAAAGAUAAGAUCGCGGUUGUGAAAAUCGAUACUGAGAAGUACCCAAAACUUGCUAACAAAUACCAGAUUGAGGCCUUGCCUACAUUCAUCUUGUUCAAAGAUGGAAAACUCUGGGACCGUUUUGAGGGUGCUUUGCCAGCGAAUCAACUCGUUCAACGGAUCGAGAAUUCUUUGCAAGUAAAGCAAUAG
Molecule: messenger RNA, 522 nt
Organism: Microthlaspi erraticum
Lineage: Eukaryota; Viridiplantae; Streptophyta; Magnoliopsida; Brassicales; Brassicaceae
Source: the annotation of a GenBank genome assembly